AUUGUACAACGUCUUGCUGAUAAUGCUUCAAGUCUUUUAUACGACACCGAUACAAAUCCUGCGGAAACAUAUAAUUCAGUGAUUGCCAAGUUUGUAGGGGGUAAAAGGAUCAACUUUUCUUUAAAAAACUCGUAUCAAUUGCGAUGUGAAAUGGCUGCUAUUUCGUACAAUAGCAAAGGAAACUUGUUGUCUUUACUGCAUCGCGAACUAUGCAAUACGUCAUUAGGGCACUACACGCAAAAGCAUUUAAGUUUUAAGACAGCUCGGCGUUCUAAGAAAAUAAGGAAGUAUUAUCCAAAAACUAGAACAUUUGCUGCAGCAGACAAUGAUUAUGGUUUAGUAGAAGACGAUUUUACACCCGAUCUACCAGAGGAACAAUAUGAAGAAAAGAUGGCUCAGUUUUUGCUAGAACUGAAAAAUGUUAACAAAAGACAAAUUGCAGAAGGAACAUUGCAUCAAUCUAAAAGCGACAUAUGGAUUGCUGAACGAAAAAAGAGAUUAACUGCUUCAAAUUUUGGAAAAAUUUGCAAAUUGCGGAAAACCACCAAUACCGCCAAAACGGUGUCGUCUAUAUUAUACUCUACAUUCAUCGGAAGUAUUCACACCCGUUUUGGUUUGGACAGUGAAUCUGCAGCUAUUGAGCUAUUUGAAGAUAUGUACAAUGUGCAGGUCACAAGAUGUGGCCUAAUCAUUGAUGAAAACAAUCCAUUUUUAGCAUGCUCUCCAGACGGCUUAGUGGAGAACAACGCCGUAAUUGAGAUCAAAAGUUCCCUAAAAAGUGGUGACAAUACUCCACUACAAGCAGGUGCAUUGAAACUGUUUGAUUAUUGCGAAAUUAAUAAAGAUGAAAACAAACUUACACUAAAAAAAAAACAUAACUACUAUUACCAAGUACAAGGCAUUUUGGAAAUAACUGGACGUCAAAAAUGUUACUUCAUUGUCUACACCAAAGGAGGCAUUCAUGUCGAAGAGAUUGAAAGAGACAAAAUAUUUUGGCACAAUCAAAUGGAAAAAAAAUUAAAGCAAUUUUAUUAUAAAUCGCUCCUUCCGGAAUUGGUCGAUCCUCGACGAUGCCGAAGUAUGGACAUCCGCGCCGUAUAUAUGAAUGAAGACUGCCAAAAAGAAUAAUUCGUUACGCAACUAUAUCGUUUUUAUUACUGUAUUUUUAUGUGAUUAGUGGUAUUAAAACGGAAAAAGUGCAAUUUCUUUACUUUACAGAAUCAUUGAAAUCAUGAUAAACUGUUACACCACAGCAGUGAUCUGAUAUACACCAAUUUGGUGUAAUUAAGUACAUUCUAAUCUUUUCCGUACGGCAUUUCUUGCUUAAAAUUACCUAAGUAAUUAUCGCACAUUUCCAUAACAUAAUUACAUCUUUAUGUCCAUUCAAGAUGCAAAAUUGUCAACACAAAACCAUGCACUUAAUCACAGAUAGAAGUGCCUUCACUUUAACCUAUUAUGUAUGCAAAUUAGUUUAUGACCUCUAUUGUCCCUAAGACAUGCCUAGGGUUUUACCUGAAGUUGAGAGAGACUAUUUCGAUUAAUAGGAAAUCUAAGCGACUUUCGCCCUUACAAGCAAUAAUAAAAUAUUGGUUUUUGACACUUUUUUGAUAGUAAAUUUGAAUUCUAACAAUUUCUCAAAUGCUAUAAAAUUCCUUAAAAAAAUAUUGUACGCUCCUAUGUUUAUUACAAAAUUGUAUCAUUGUUCGUUAUUAUGCAGUGUGGACUGCUAUUAUUUCAAUAAAAAAAUUCACAGAGGCGUUAUUAUUAAUUGUAUUAAACCGUAUAAAACAUAGGAGCGUACAACUCUAACCGCAGAUUACGUUGGCGUAUCACAACUUUUUUCACAUUGCAUAAUUAAGAAAAAAUGUGUCAAAAACCUUAACAUUGCUCUUAUGGAAGUAUGGUGUGUUGCAAACUUGCGACUAGAUACCCCUUAAGGAAUUUGUAGAUAUGUUUAAUAAUGAUUUAGAAUGUAACGAUGAUAUGAUUGAUUUAUUGUAUCGUACUACUUUUUAUAAGGUUAAUCUAAUUGAUCAAUAAAAGUCUAAAUGUAUUUGUGCAUUUUCAUUUAACGCCAUUAAAAAUAUGAGAUACAAUUAAAAGAGACUGCGGUAAGUAAACAAUACUGAU
Messenger RNA from Photinus pyralis (common eastern firefly), 2130 nucleotides. RefSeq lists its product as uncharacterized. The transcript has 3 exons. Lineage: Eukaryota; Metazoa; Arthropoda; Insecta; Coleoptera; Lampyridae. The coding region runs from base 151 to 1128 and encodes 325 amino acids. The record is from RefSeq and is a predicted model, not a curated record.